Molecule: messenger RNA, 1137 nt
Organism: Cryphonectria parasitica EP155
Lineage: Eukaryota; Fungi; Ascomycota; Sordariomycetes; Diaporthales; Cryphonectriaceae
Product: CenpB-DNA-bind-domain-containing protein
Exons: 2
Source: RefSeq, a predicted model, not a curated record
CGCCACUCCCUCUCCCUCGACCAGCGCCGCGCCCUCCGCCGUUGGGCCAACUCACAGACCAUCCGUCCUUCCCACAAGGCAUGUAUGGAGUGGUUCGCCUCACAGUACGGUCAGACCAUCAGCCAGUCCACCGUCUCGCACUCGCUGUCGCCAAAGUACGCGCGCCUCGAUGGCGACCCCCAGCUGUCCGGGUCCCGCCUGCGCUUCGGUAACUGGCCCGACGUCGAGAAGCUGGUGCUCAUGUGGCACCACAGCAUGGUCAACACCGGCCGCCAGCCCAGCAACGAGGAGCUCGCCGACAAGGCCAAGAGCAUCUUCCAGCAGCUCCCCCGCUACAAGGACGAGCAAGCCCCCGAGUUCUCCCCCGGCUGGAUCCACCGCUUCAAGAAACGCUACGGCCUGCUGAUCCGCCGCCAGCGCCGGCACGGCAACGCUGCGCCCUCGCAGGACGACCUCCCCUACCUCGUCGACACCGUCCCUCGCCUGAUGAACGUCUCCGCCAACACGAGCCUCGCGGCAAUAAGAGAGACCAUCAACCGCAUCAUCGGCGCUCAGCCGUCCCUUACCAUCUGCUCCCGCGUGAGGCACGAGAUCGUGCGGAGGCUGAACCACCAGAUCAACCAUAAUGGCCAGCCGAACCAGGCCCACCUGCCUCUAGACGCUGCCGACCCCCACCAUGCCACUGACCACAGCAUGGAUGGCGGCGAGCAUCACUACGGAGAAGACGACGACCCCGAAAUCAUGCUCCAGAACGCCCUGCACGCCCUGCAGCAGGAGGAGGCGGACGUGGAGGCGCACGCGGCCGAGGAGCGCGAGUCGCGCGAAAGGACAGAGAGGGGAAUAUCGUCGCUGGCUCCUCCUCUAAGCGCGAGUGGCUUGACGUAUGCUCAGCACGCCGCAGCAGGUGCACUGGCCACACCUGUCAAGAAUGGCGUCGCUGCACCGAACCAGCCGCACGAGGAUCGUUUCACACCCGUAGGCGGAGGAGCUGAGGAUCUGAACCUCACACCGAUCCCGUCCAACGGGCCCAUCUCCAGUACGGACCGGCCCCAGCGAUGUCCAUUUUGCAUCAACCAGCGGAUGCUCAGGACGAUCAAGGAGGCUAUCGAACAUAUGGCCACCCAUGUGGUGGUCUGA